Molecule: messenger RNA, 1585 nt
Organism: Colletotrichum destructivum
Lineage: Eukaryota; Fungi; Ascomycota; Sordariomycetes; Glomerellales; Glomerellaceae
Product: Putative GroES-like superfamily, alcohol dehydrogenase-like, NAD(P)-binding domain superfamily
Exons: 2
Coding region: 94-1137 (347 amino acids)
Molecular function (GO): oxidoreductase activity
Source: RefSeq, a predicted model, not a curated record
GCUUUCGGCAUCAGAUCCGACAGUAGCUAACUAUCCUUCACAACGCUCACCAAGAUAAACUUCUACGUAUUCAUCCCCCAAGUAAACACAAUCAUGGUCACCACCCAGCAAGUUUUCAGGCUGUCACAGCGAACCUCCAUUCGAGACCUUGAGACCAGGGACGAGCCGAUCCCCGAGCCCUCCUCGAACGAAGUCUUGAUCCACAUCCGUAGCGUCGCUCUCAACUUCCGCGACUAUGCCGUCGCGACCGGCAAGUACCCUUUCCCCGUCAAGGACGAUGUCGUCCCGUGUUCGGACCUCUCCGGCGACGUUGUCAAAGUCGGCAGCCACGUCGAUGACUUCGCCCCGGGCGACAGGGUCAUCUCCGUCUUCGACAUCAGCACCCUCUACGGCGCCAUGAAGGACUGGAACCACAGCCUUGGUGGGAAGCUCGACGGCGCUCUUCGGCAGUACAUCGCGCUUCCCAGCGCCGCGCUGGUCAAGAUACCGGCCGAGGCGAGGCUCAGCUACUCUCAGCUGGCUGCCCUUGUCUGUACCGGAAGCACGGCUUGGAACUCUCUCUAUGGAAAUAUCGCCCUGAAGCCGGGACAGACUGUGCUCUUCCUCGGGACUGGCGGUGUUUCCGUGACGGGCCUCAUUCUCGCCAAGGCAGCUGGCGCAACCACCAUUAUCACUUCGUCAUCCGACUCGAAGCUCAAGCACGUCCAAGAAACGUACGGCGCCGACUUCGCCAUAAACUACAAGACCACGCCCGACUGGUCCCAAGAGGUUCUAAAGAUCACAAAGGGCCAGGGAGCGGAUUUCAUCUUCGAGAACGGCGGCGCCGGGACUAUCGCCCAGAGCAUCAACGCCGUGGCGUAUGGCGGCUCCAUCGCCGUCAUCGGCUUUUUGUCGUCCUGCUCUCAUGACCAGAUGCCCGACGUCGCAGCGCUCGCUCUGUCCAAGGGGGCGGUGGUUCGGGGAAUCAUGGUCGGCUCGAAGCAACACCUGGAGGAAGUCUCUCGCUAUGUCGUGGCUCGGGGGUUGAAGGUCCCUGUGGAGAAGGAGUUCGGUCCGGGACGAGACGAGAUCAUUGCUGCCUUUGAUUACCUGGCCAACGGUACUCAUGUCGGCAAGGUGUGCGUUCGUAUGUCUUGAAGAUGCUGAACAGAGAUAGCAGAUAUCCCGCUGCAGGUGUUUGAUGUUAGGAUCACCAAAGGUUGUAGGGGUUUGGAAUACAGUUCAUACAGGACAUCGAAUGCCGAACAUGUACACUAAACCCGAACGCUACUUAUAAAGAAGCAGGGUAGACCUUCGGAUGGAGGUCAAAUUCUCUCCUGCAAUUAUUGCUGUAGUCGAUAACUAAUGCCUGGCCGUACUCCUCGUCUUGGUGGUCGCAUCGAAACAAUGACAACCAUUUGACGUUCAAGACAGUUGCUACACCUAUCACGCCCUUACCCACUUUGUUUCUCAUUAAGCUCAUUAAACUAUAGAUUACAACCGCAUAUAUCAUUACUGGCCGCUACCGUACGAUGCUAUUUGGCUUUGCAUACAUUCGAUGCUACUCUGAACUCUUGAUGCUCUAGUGAGUCUUGAUCUGUAUGAU